AUGCCGUCCGCCUCCAAGGAGAAGAGACUCGCCAAGAAGGCUGCCGAGGGCAAGCUCGACAAGAAGUCAGGCAAGGCGGCCAAGGGCAAGAAGGAUGAACCCCAGCUCGAUGCCCACGGCAACCCCGUCGAGGAUGACGCCCCGGCCACCUCAGGCGACAAGCUCGACGAGGUGAAGCGCCUCGCCGACCAGAUGGACCAGCACGGCAUCUCGGAUCGCGUCACCACCGGCGUCCUGGCCUCCACGCAGUCCAGCAAGGACGUCAAGAUCACUAGCACCAGUCUCGUCUUCCACGGCCGCGUUCUCAUCACCGACUCGACGCUCGAGCUGUCCUUUGGCCGCCGCUACGGUCUGCUCGGUGAGAACGGUUGCGGCAAGAGUACGCUGCUCAAGGCCAUCGCCGCCCGCGAGUACCCCAUCCCCGAGCACGUCGACAUCUACCUGCUCAACGAGGGCGCCCCCCCGUCGGAGCUCGGUGCCCUGGAAUGGGUCGUCAAGGAGGCUGAGAACGAGAUGGAACGUCUCGAUAAGCUCGCCGAGCGCAUGCUUGAGGAGGAGGGCCCCGAGAGCCCCGUCCUCAUCGACCUCUACGACCACAUGGACAAGAUGGACCCCUCGACCUUUGCCACUCGCGCAUCCCUCAUCCUGACGGGUCUCGGCUUCAACAAGAAGACGAUCCACAAAAAGACCAAGGACAUGUCUGGUGGCUGGAGGAUGCGAGUCGCCCUCGCCAAGGCCCUCUUCGUGAAGCCGUCGCUGCUGCUGCUCGACGACCCCACCGCUCACUUGGAUCUUGAGGCCUGCGUGUGGCUCGAGGAGUACCUCAAGAAGUGGGAGCGCACCCUGGUCCUGGUCUCCCACUCCAUGGACUUCCUCAACGGCGUCUGCUCCAACAUGAUUGACAUGCGUCAGAAGCAGCUCCAGUACUACGGUGGUAAUUACGACUCGUACAACAAGACGCGCUCUGAGAACGAGACGAACCAGAUGAAGGCCUACACCAAGCAGCAAGAAGAAAUUGCCCACAUCAAGAAGUUCAUCGCUAGCGCCGGUACCUACGCCAACCUGGUGCGACAGGCCAAGUCGCGCCAGAAGAUUCUGGACAAGAUGGAGGCCGACGGCUUCAUCCAGCCCGUUGUUCCCGACAGGGUCUUCACCUUCCGUUUCGCCGACGUGGAGAAGCUGCCGCCGCCCGUCCUGUCAUUCGACGAUGUCACCUUCUCCUACUCUGGCAAGCCCGAGGACGACCUGUACCGCAACCUCGAGCUCGGCUUCGACAUGGACUCGCGGACGGCCCUCGUCGGCCCCAACGGUGUCGGCAAGUCGACGCUGCUGCGCCUCAUGACGGGCAAGUUGUCGCCCACCGGCGGCUCCGUCACUCGCCACACUCACCUUAAGCUGGGCCUGUACUCGCAGCACAGCGCCGAGCAGCUGGACCUCACCAAGUCCGCCCUCGACUUUGUUCGCGACAAGUACAAGGAAAAGUCGCAAGACUACCAAUACUGGCGCCAGCAGCUGGGCCGCUACGGCCUCACUGGCGAAGCCCAGACCGCCCUCAUGGGCACUCUGUCCGAGGGCCAGAAGAGCCGCAUCGUCUUCGCCCUGCUGGCCAUUGACGGCCCCAACAUGCUGCUGCUCGACGAGCCGACCAACGGCCUGGACAUUCCCACGAUUGACAGUCUGGCGGAUGCCAUCAACGCCUUUAGCGGAGGUGUCGUCGUCGUGUCCCACGACUUCAGGCUGCUCGACAAGAUUGCCAAGCAGAUUCUUGUCUGCGAAAACCAGACGAUCCAGACCUGGGACGGCUCUAUCGGCGAGUACAAGAACUACCUCAGGAAGAAGAUGAUCUCGGCCGGAGCCGUGUAA
Purpureocillium lilacinum is the source of this 1863-nucleotide messenger RNA. RefSeq names its product ABC transporter ATP-binding protein arb1. The record is from RefSeq and is a predicted model, not a curated record. Lineage: Eukaryota; Fungi; Ascomycota; Sordariomycetes; Hypocreales; Ophiocordycipitaceae. Gene Ontology annotation, molecular function: ATP binding; ATP hydrolysis activity.